Messenger RNA from Ophidiomyces ophidiicola, 2556 nucleotides. RefSeq lists its product as uncharacterized. The record is from RefSeq and is a predicted model, not a curated record. The coding region runs from base 1 to 2556 and encodes 851 amino acids. The transcript has a single exon. NCBI's taxonomy places the organism in Eukaryota, Fungi, Ascomycota, Eurotiomycetes, Onygenales, Onygenaceae.
AUGUCCCUCGACUCGCCGCGGAACUCCAGCCUCACUGUCCUUGAGCCCGUCCAGAGCAAGAAGAGAUCCUAUGCGCAGUACCUGUCCGACAUCGACUCGCGAUUCCACCACCUGACCAGCGACGUCUUCCCCUACCAUCCCUACCUCCUCACCGUCCCCAGCGAACGGCCCUACCGCCUGGGCUCCCAGACCGUUUCCAACUGGGCCGUGGGGAACGGCUGUCUGUUUGCGCCGGAGGAGGAGCAGCUCCAGUACCUGACCUUUCUGUCUCGCCAGGCAGAGGACACGCUGCUCGUCGCCGUGGGGGGAUGGUCGGACGAGAACGGGAAUAUCAUGGCCGAGGAGCCUGAGAAGCCGCCUCCCGAUUCUACUGCGCCGCACCGCCUGCAGAAAAAGAAGAUUACCUUUAAUGAUUAUAAGAGGAAAGCUCUGGAGAGUCCCGCACCGCCCACCCCUACCACACUAACCAACGGGAAAAUGGGCCAUUCCCCACACAGCGAAGAAGCUAUACCAGCCCCCAGGGCUGAAAUGCCAAACUCAAUCGCCAUCUCGACAAAGUAUACAGACUCUAGAAAGCGAGAUACAGCUCCGCCUGUCGGCCGCCCCUCCGCAAUUCAAGCAAAGAAAUCACCAUCAAAGCCAACCGAACCAACCCACCCUCCUCCCAUCAAAAGGCCUCGUCAAGAUAUCAACAAUGACCAAGAAUCACAGCCAAUAUCCACCAAAUCAACAAAAAACUCGCCAGCCGUUCCCGAAUUACUUUCCCCUACUCUCCCUCCAGCCACCAGCAGUCCGUCCCGUUUACCCCCGCUGCUCUCCCCGACUCUUCCCCCCGAGCUUGAAGAGGAGCUGCUCAACCUUGCAGACCCGUCGCCAACAAAAGACGAACCUCGCCUAGCGAAAAAGACCAUACCAAAACCUACAGUAGCUGCUCCAAAUGGCUCUGCAAAAUCAACAAAACUAGACCUAGGUCGAGGGCGAUCGGCAUCGGCUUCGAGUACGGCCACGAAAGGUGACUUGAGAGCAAAACAACUGAACGGAUCAACCUCGAAGGCCGCCGUCAAGAACUCGCCUAUUCCCCCACCACUCGCGCAACGGCCCGUCAAGAAAAUCGUCGUCCCUGCAGCCGCGAAGGCCAAGCCUGUGCCUUCCUCCACCGCGGGCAAGUCGGUGCCGGCUACUCCUGUCAAGCCCAAACUCAUCGCCAAGCUCAAAUAUGGCCGCCAGAACAAAAAACGCGUGGAGGCCCUGCUGCGAAUGCCCAAGCGUGGGAAACCGUCCGUCGAGAAGCCCCCAGCAAAGCAAAGGACUCAAGAGGUUACCCCAAAUAGAAAGGAAACCAAAGCGCCCAAGACUUUUCAGGACAACUCUGAGACUUCUAUUGGCAAUAAACGCCCCAAGCCCUCUGACGGCGGCCUGGCAGAUAGCCCUGCGCUCAAGAGACCAAAGACUACAGCAGUUGCUGCGUCCGAACGCCCGCCAACACCCAGCGUAUCCUCUACAUCUAAAGCUGCUGGUCAGCAACCAAAGGCCCAAUUUGCUGCUCCACGAAAGGAGCCGAAAACUGACGGCAAAAGCACUGCUAUGCGACGCACUGGAUCCUCUGAUAGCGAACUGAAAACACCAACGGCCAAAAUGAAUUAUGUGCAUGAUGAAAAGCAGAGUGAAAAAACAUCUCCUACAUUGUCUAGUCAAUCUAACAAAUCGCACGAUUCUUCUGACUGGCGGGCAUGGCGCGACGAGUGGAUGAAAUUCAAGGAUAUUGGUCGAGAAGUGAAGCAUGCGUCAGAUCGCCUUGCAAUGGCCAGCUCUCAUCCAUCGCCGGAAGCACAGCUCAGCGCAGUGACUGCCCUGGAAGGCGUUCUGUGUUUUAUCCUUGCUUUCAUAGCCGAAGACAAGUGCAAAUCUCUCACCCGCCAAAUCGGCGACUCGGCGAACUGGCGCUCGCUCAUUCCCUACUGGCAGGCUGUUGCCAAUCGUACGGCGCCAUACCCGCACAUAAACGGCCUCUGCCUACUCCUAGGCGCGAUCUCCCACGCCGCUAUCCACACGCUUGACCUUGAGCGUCUGGCUACCAUAGCUUUCCCCAGCGAUUCCUCUGGAAGCACCAAUAGCACUAACAAUAAAGACAAAACCAUUGUCUCCACCCCUGGCACGCAUGACCCCGACCACCCAUCUCCCUCCUCCUCCGUCCUCGCUCAAGACUCCAAACUCUUCCGCGAUCUGUCGGACCUGCGAACACGUCUCGUGGAGUCGCAUCGCGAGUCUAACCGCCUCUGGCUCGAAGGCAGCCGUCUCCUGCCGGACUCGGUGCUUGCUCGAGAAUACCCAGCUACGUGGCUGCGGCGGUGUCGAAAUCACCCCGACAGAGGCAGGGAGGUGCUCAAGCCCGGGAGAUACAGUGGAGAUUUUUACUUGCCGCUCGCGAGAGAUGGUGGUAUGGGAACGGGAGCGGGCACCGUGGGCGCCAUCGAAGGAGUGCGGUUUGCCUCCGUGUUUUUGCAAGAAUGGAGCGAAAAAGAAGGCGUAGCAUGGCUGGCGAAGUUGACAUUAUGA